ACCAAAUCGCCUUGUCUCACCUCUCAUCGAGGGCACUUCAGGAAAAAUUGCUUCCGAAUACUCCUACAUUAUGGAAGGUGGUCCAUUCGACGACCCCUUGUUCUCGGAGUUUGGGGCCCGCGGCGCCGGCGGAAGUGUUCACAGCAUUCAAGUGAUGCUGGGUCUUCACGGCGGGCAUCACGGUGGCGAUCUUCUGCCGCCCGGAGGCCCUCUUCACAAGUUGGAUUCAUCCAACAGCCCGCCAACGCAUCACCACCCUCACGUCGGGGUCAGUCAUCAGCUGCAGCAGCAGCAACAGAAGGAACUUAAAGAGCUCGAGCUCGCGGGAAUGUACGCGCCGCAGCUUUCUCAAGCCCAGGAAGUUACCACUUCCACAUCUUCCUCGGCGACACCGACGUCGACGACCCUUCAGCAGGGACUGCAGCUCAAUAAUUCCGUAAAGAGGAAAUCGGACGAUUCUAUGAACUCCAUGGCUCCAGUGAGCAGUGAUUCACAACCAGUGAAGAAAGACUCGAAGAAAAAGACGGACAACAAUGGCAUUAAGAAGAAAAAAACUAGAACAACAUUCACCGCUUAUCAGCUGGAGGAAUUGGAACGAGCUUUCGAGCGAGCACCUUACCCGGACGUGUUUGCGCGGGAAGAACUCGCCCUGAAGUUGUCGCUGAGCGAAUCGCGGGUGCAGGUCUGGUUCCAAAACAGACGAGCCAAAUGGCGAAAGCGCGAACCCCCGCGAAAAACCGCGAGCUACAUGACCGCUGGUUCGGCGAGCCCGGGGCUAAGCGGCUCGUUCACUUCUCUGAACAACAGCUUGAACCCCUUCACAUCCUCGGCGAGCGCCGCGGCGCCACCCGACGCCUGGGCCUACACCCCGGCCUACGACUUGUCGCCGCAUUUGAAUCUCCUUAGUCCUUCGAAUUCACCGUACACCUCGUCGGCAUUUGGGGGACCGAGUAACAACGGAUCGGCUUAUUCGUACACGACGAUGAUACCGCAGCACGACGCUUCCCUGUUCUCGGCACCCCCGAACAACACGAUGCGCGUUCACCAGGACUACAUGAACUCCAAUAACAGUUCGCCCCCGCAGCUCUCUCGUGCCGAUUACCAGACGAUGGUCAACACUCACUCGCCCCCCACUCAUUUGACCGGUUCCAUGUCCGAGGACGAGCAUCAGAGCAAGCAGCUUGAGUACGUCAGCGGGCUCAGCCCACCGGAAAAGUACCAGCAUGAUCAGGGUGACUAUGUUCAACAGCAGCAGCAGUCUCAGGACCAGAAACAGGAGUACAACAUGCAUUCGCCCCCCGGACGCCAGGGCAUCAAGGAUCAGGUUCUCGUCAAGAACGAACCCGGCAACCAGCAGAGCUACGUUCAACUACCUCCUUUUUUGAACUGACUCGAACCCUUGGGUUCGGGUUCGAGUCCAGAUUUAAUCACUAAUUUUCAAGCUGAUUAUACACACUCGUUCGGUGGUUAUUAUAACUGAUGCGGACACGGGGUAUAUCGUACGCGUAUAGUAAAAUUUCAGAGACAUUUUACUCUGGAAGUUGAUGAACAACUUGGUCGUUUAAUUGUUUUA
Molecule: messenger RNA, 1573 nt
Organism: Diprion similis
Lineage: Eukaryota; Metazoa; Arthropoda; Insecta; Hymenoptera; Diprionidae
Gene: repo
Product: homeobox protein orthopedia B-like
Exons: 3
Coding region: 71-1390 (439 amino acids)
Biological process (GO): regulation of transcription by RNA polymerase II
Molecular function (GO): RNA polymerase II transcription regulatory region sequence-specific DNA binding; DNA-binding transcription factor activity, RNA polymerase II-specific
Source: RefSeq, a predicted model, not a curated record